Tachyglossus aculeatus (Australian echidna) is the source of this 936-nucleotide messenger RNA. RefSeq names its product olfactory receptor 2G3-like. The transcript is spliced from 4 exons. NCBI's taxonomy places the organism in Eukaryota, Metazoa, Chordata, Mammalia, Monotremata, Tachyglossidae. The record is from RefSeq and is a predicted model, not a curated record. Gene Ontology annotation, biological process: G protein-coupled receptor signaling pathway. Gene Ontology annotation, cellular component: membrane. Bases 1 to 936 code for a protein of 311 amino acids. Gene Ontology annotation, molecular function: olfactory receptor activity; G protein-coupled receptor activity.
AUGCCGGCCGCCGAGGACCGGAGCAAAGCCUUCUAUACCAGCCUGCCCCACCACGCCGUGGUGAUUUUGUCCAUCUCCAAAGGAAGUGUCGCCCACCUCCAUCCGCCCUCAGACUUCUCCUCCACGCUGGACCUGCUGACCCAGUUAGAGAAGAUCCUCUUCAUGGUUGUCUUGAUCUUCUACCUCCCAACUCUGGUGGGCAACACUGCCAUCAUUUUGGUGACCCGCCUGGAUUUCCGGCUCCAUAAGCUCAUGUACUUCUUCCUGUCUCAUCUCUCCCUCGUGGACCUCUGCUUCAACACCAGCUUCGUCCCCCAUUCUGUGGGGCCUCCGGUCUCCCUGGUCCUGGGAUCGACGGAGUGCACCCUUCUGGCCCUCAUGGCCUUGGACAGUCACGCCGACGUCUGCCGACCCCUUCACUACACCAUCGUCAUGCAUCCGCGGCUCUGCCAGGCCCUGGUGGGAAUGGCCUGGCUGAGCGGGGUGUGGGACACCGCGAUUCAGGCCACCUUCAUCUUCUGCCUGCCCCGCUGUGGACGUCAGCGACUUCCCCACUUCAUCUGCGAGAUGCUCGUCCUGCUCAAGCUGGCCUGUGUGGACGUCCGGGCCAAUGAGAUCCAGCUCUUUGUGGGCACUCUGGUCCUGAAUCUCCUGCCCUUGAUCGUGUUGAGGAUCAAGUUGCCCCAGGUCUGGAGGAAGGCCCUGGGCACCUGCGGUUUCCACCUCCUCGUGGUAACUAUCUUCUACGGGUCCAUCACGGUGAUCUACAUCUGGCACAACAGCUCCUUAUCCGAGACUUUGGACAAGUUCCUCACCCUCUUCUAUACCGUGGUCACCCCCACCCUCAACCCGUUAUUCUACACCCUGAGGAACAUGUACGUGAAGGGGGCGCAGAGGAGGAUUCUGGGAAAAGACGAGAAUUCAGAAAAGGACUAA